Molecule: messenger RNA, 1263 nt
Organism: Microplitis mediator
Lineage: Eukaryota; Metazoa; Arthropoda; Insecta; Hymenoptera; Braconidae
Exons: 4
Coding region: 581-979 (132 amino acids)
Source: RefSeq, a predicted model, not a curated record
AAAUGUAGUUAUAAAUGGUGACUUUUUAGAGAUAAAUAAAAGUUACCAAUUUAAUGUUGAUAAUUUAUCAUCGCUAAAAUGUUACAUAUAUGUUGACUUUUUAGUAUUAUUCAAAAGAUAGCAUUUUAUUGUUAACAUUUUACUAACAAUUUUGGGUUAACAUUUUGCUAAUAUUAUAGUAUUUCAUUUUGUUAUCAAUUUGUUGACAUUUAGAUGUUUUCAACCACAAAAAAGGCGGUAAACGCUGUACAAGCCGCCAUUUCGGAUAUAUAUAUAUAUAUAAACGCUCGAGUGUGAUGUGAACAACAUAACCUAAUAUUAUUUUGUCUUUUAAUUACUGUGAAAUAAUUUAUAAUAUAAUUUAUAGCUAUUGAUUAACAAUACUCAACGGUUCAUAAAAGCCGUUUUUCAGGAGCUGUCGAUCAAGCUAAUGAUGAGCCUUUGCCAUUGAUUGAUGGGCUUAACUUUUUUGAUCAACCAGUAACCCGAUCAGAGUAUUAGUUACUUAAUUUCCAUGUAAACAAUCAAGUUGCUAGUGGUGAUAAUGAUUCGAUUCUUACUGAGUUCAUAAAAGAGUGGCAUGUUAAACAUAAAAUCACACGUGAAGCGACUGACGAACUUUUACGCAAACUUCAAUCAUAGUCUCAAGAACAAUGUUUCUAUGCAAAAUGAAUUUAAAGACAUGAUACGGAAAGCUGGUGGUCGCAAUGUACAAAAAGCCACUCGUUUUGCAUUGGAAUCAUUCAUUUCUGAUGAGUUGGCAAAACAAGUGACAUGGUCCGGAUUACACAGUGAGAUUAAAAUAUCAGCAUGUUUCUUCGUAGAAAUUAUUAGUGAAAUUUUAUUAAGCACUUUGAACGUUACGAAACCUGAUGUUGAACAUCAAAUGAAAGCCUGGUUUCAACGCGGUAGUGACCGAGCCAAUAAGAAUACCGAUCCUACAAAUGGUUCUGUCAAAAAGCAAAAAGUUGCCAAAUAAUUUGUAGUUACGAUCUUUAUAUUUACAAGUUGUUUUCAAAAAACUUUUUUUUAAUAGUAUAAAGAGUUUUCUGUUCUCUAAGCCUAAAUUAAUGAUCUCAAAACAUAAAAGUAAGCUUAUCAGAUAAAAAUAAAACUAUAAGUUAGUGUCACCAGUGCGCUAGUCACAACAACUAGUCUUGAUAUUAAGCUCACAAUUAUUAUUACUAUUAUUGUUAUUAAUAUAAAACCUAUGAAUGUUGUAAAGAAAUUGUUAAUAAAUUUAAGCAUUCCAAUUAUAAAAAA